Molecule: messenger RNA, 271 nt
Organism: Funneliformis caledonium
Lineage: Eukaryota; Fungi; Glomeromycota; Glomeromycetes; Glomerales; Glomeraceae
Source: the annotation of a GenBank genome assembly
AUGCCGCAAGUAAAAAAACAAAAAAAACUCUACAAACAGCAGCUUCGGGUAACAGAUGGCAGAUUUGGGCCAAAAAAACCAAUAAAUAACAACAAUUUUCAGGUUCCUAUUAAUACCAAUGAUAAUGAAGAGGUUAGUAAUGACGUUGAAUUAGAUGUUGCUGGUUAUAUAGAAGAAGGAUGGGGUGAUGAUGAUGAUAGUAGAUGGGAAGAUGAGAUUAAUUUAGAAGAGGAUAAAGAAAUUCAAUCGAAAUUAAUGACGGUAUUGUUAG